Molecule: messenger RNA, 2597 nt
Organism: Cryptotermes secundus
Lineage: Eukaryota; Metazoa; Arthropoda; Insecta; Blattodea; Kalotermitidae
Product: guanine deaminase
Exons: 10
Coding region: 445-1785 (446 amino acids)
Biological process (GO): guanine catabolic process
Cellular component (GO): cytosol
Molecular function (GO): zinc ion binding; guanine deaminase activity
Source: RefSeq, a predicted model, not a curated record
UACCGAUCACAAGAAAAACACUGAAACCCGCUGAAACCAUAACCUGAACAAAGCAUGUAGAUGGAGGCAAUAUAUCCUGCGAAACAUAGGACUUUUUCGAGAAUAUGUGGCCUGAAAUCCCGAGAUCCCGAGGGCCACAGAACUGCUUGUUGAAAUUUUGUGUGGUUUACAAUAUUUACCAUUAGAGCGCUCUCAAAUACAUAUUGAGAUACAGAUAUACAGAUAGUAGUAGCCGGUUGCUAAUAAGGGGUCGGAGUUUAUGUCUGCGGUCAUGUGGUUAACCUCAUGAGUGAUAAGGCAUUUGCAUGAUUGUCAUGUGACAGAGCCAAAGGAAUAUUAAUCUGGUUAUGAAAGCUGUGUGCCAGUGUGAAACGGGGCACAGCAGAAGUCAUAGUGUUUAGAGUAUCAAGUGUGAGAGGAUUCUAAAGGUGCAGAGGGUACACCAUGAGUGGAGAUGCACAUAAGGAAGUACACAACAAACCUUUCAUUAUUGUCGGUCCAAUUGUGCAUUCUGAGGAGAUCACUAAGCUUAAAGUCUUUGAUGGUGGAUUGAUUGCUGCAGUAAAUGGGAAGAUUGUAGCUGUGGAAGAAACUCCAAAGAAUUUGGCCCGAAUACAAAAAAAGUAUUCAGUUACUGAUGGCUGUGUGUAUCAUCUUGAUAAGGGACAGUUUUUAAUGCCAGGUUUAAUUGAUACACAUAUUCAUGCACCACAGUAUCCUAAUGCUGGCUUAGGUUAUGAUAUGCAGCUAUUGGACUGGCUCAAAACCUACACCUUCCCACUUGAAAAGAAGUAUUCUGAUCUGAGUUUUGCUGCAAAAGUGUAUGAAGCCAUUGUGAAGAGGACACUGGCUAAUGGCACCACAACAGCAGUAUACUUUGCAACAAUUCAUGUAGACAGCACGAUUCUCUUGGCAAAAAUUGUGACCCAUCAGGGACAGCGAGCAUUCAUAGGGAAAGUGAAUAUGAAUUAUAAAACCCCUGAAGGUUAUGGAGAAACUACAAAAGAAUCAUACCAGAAGACAGAAGACUUCAUCAAGCAAAUUCAAAAUAUGAAGAAUAAUUUGAUUCUACCUAUUAUAACCCCACGAUUUGCCCUGAGUUGUGACAUGGAGCUGAUGAAGAAACUUGGUGAACUGGCUUCACGCUAUAAUGUGCAUAUCCAGACUCACAUCUCAGAGAACCAAGGCGAAGUUGCAGCUGUGAGAGGAUUGUACCGUGACUGCAAGAAUUAUGCUGAUGUAUAUGACAAAGCCAAACUUCUGACAGACAAAACUGUACUAGCCCAUGGUGUAUACCUUCAUGAUGAAGAACUUGAACUACUUGCUGCUCGUGGUUCAUCAGUUUCACAUUGUCCCAACUCAAACACUUCCCUUAAAAGUGGCCUCUGUGAUGUUCGUAGAUUACUGAAUGCUGGCAUCAAAGUUGGAUUGGGUACAGAUGUAUCAGGUGGAUACAGUCCAUCCAUCUUGGAUGCCAUUCGUAAUACUCUGGAUGUUUCAAUCCACAUUUCCUAUGGAAAGGGCAGCAACUAUGCACCUCUCACAUAUCCUGAGGCAUUCUAUCUUGCAACAUUAGGAGGUGCGAGAGCUGUUGCAUUGGAUGAUACAAUUGGCAAUUUCAAAGUUGGGAAAGAUUUUGAUGCUCUAAUUGUUAAUAUGAAGAAUCUAGGUCCAAUUGACAUCCUAGGAGAGUAUGAUACUGAAGCAUUGGUGCAGAAGUUUUUGUACACUGGUGAUGAUCGCAACAUCAGCAAGGUGUACGUUGCUGGGCGUCAAGUGAAAUGAUCGUACCUGCCAGUCAUAUUCAUGUAUUCUUCACAUCUUGAUAUUAAAUGUAUUAUUGUUAAAAUCGGUGAUUCGUAUAUUAAGAAUGAUCAGGACUUACAGGUCAAGCAAAGUAUUUUGUGGUUUUAUACAGAUGAAUUUUGUAAAUAAUAUGCACAAAAUAAUGAAACGUUUUUGGGGAUUGUUCUGAAUGAAGAAGUGGAGGCCAUUAAAAAGUCCCCAUGGGCAUUGAGGGAAAUAUCCCACAUAUCUUUUUGAUGCAUCAGCCAAUGGAACACUUCCACAAAGAAUUCCUGGAGUGCUGCUGGAACCACUGGUUUACCUUGGCCUUGGUAGCUUCAUCCCACACACAAUAACGGACCUUCAGCACUUUUUUACGUGGCUGAACAUGUGGAAGGUACACAAGGACAGUUCCAGGCUGCAUGGGAGAUGGUCCAGUAUCUUCCAGUGUAUGGAGUGGAGUCUGCCCUGGAAAGUGUGAGCCACUUGGAUAGGCAUUAUUGUGCAACAUGAUGACAAUGCCAGAACACUUUCCCCUGAUAGUGGUACAAACCUCUGUACAUUGAUGGUUCAAUUAUCCUGUGAUUUAAGAGGUUUCAUUUGAACAAGCCUCUUACUACCUUACAGUAAAUGUAUUCUUGUUGAAACCAGUCACUGCUAUAAUGAAAUUAACUGGGUCUCAUAAUUAAAAAAAAUACUUUUUAAAUAAUAAAUACAAAGUAUAGUGUUUAUUGAUUCCUGAAGAUAAUAUUACAUUUUAUUACAGAGAAUGUGUUAACACUUUCUAUUCAAAUAAUUAGUAAGUUACGGAA